AGGGAUAUGCAUAUGCGCGUAAAAUGCGCAAAGUGAAUGUUCGUGAGCAGAGUUAUGAGUGCGCUCGCUUUGUUGCUCCGGCUGUCUGCGUGGGUGGAGUAAUACCAUAGUCUUCUUUGCACACGUUAUCACCGCCUUUUCGCACGGUUCUGAAUUAUAAAACGCGCGCGCCCAUACGUUGUUGACAUGUAGCCGAAUAUCGUAUAUCAAUGCAUCAUGUUGAAGUGAGGGUUGGUUUUGAUAGCUGGCAGCUGUAUGCGAGCUAAUGCUCUAAGUUGUCCUUUAACAGAGGGAACUGUAACUCACACAACGUUAAAGUGUUUGUUGCUGCUCAGAAAGAGAGCAGUUAGUGGCUGUUGUUAGCUAACCUAACGUUAACUUGACUCUAAGCUAAACGUUAGCUAACGCGUUAGCUGUCUGCUUGACAACAUAAGCAAGUCGAUAAAGCUUGAGUUAAAGUUUAGGUAUUUCAAAUGUCUAACGCCACAGAAAUUAAGUUGGCAGCUGAAUGGGAGGACGACGAGCGGAUGAAUUUUAUGUUCUCGGACUUCAACGAGAACCGAGAUGUCAACACGACGGACUGGGACAGUAAGAUGGACUUCUGGACGGCUCUGGUCAUUAAAAGCUGCAGGGACCGAGGCACCGUGUACGUCAGUCUGCAGGAGCUGAACAAGACCUUCAGAAGGAAAGAUAAGUCACCACUGGGCUUGGUGACUGUCAUCCAGUCCAUGGCCAGAUGUGGGAAGAUCCAGAGGGAGUCCGAGUUUGCCGCCAAUGUGGACUGCGGCUGGCUGUCCUGGGGUGUCGGCCUGCUGCUGGUAAAACCUCUGAAAUGGACAUUCUCAACUCUUCUGGGAAGCAACCAGGUGCCUUUGGAGGAGUCCUUCGUUGUCAUUGAACUAGUGAAGGAGAAAGCAGCAGAAUUACUCAAGGUGUACAGGAGCAGUGGAUCUGCAAGGCGCUCCAUCCUGUCAUUUCCAGAGCUCUGUACUCUCUCCUCUGACGUCUGUGCCGAUGAGAGCACCCUGUGCAUGGCGCUCCUGCAGCUGCAGAGGGACAAGCAAGUGACGGUUUCAUUGCACGAGGGUGAGAAGAUUGUCAAGUUUUGUCAGGCUGGGCAAGAUAAUUUUUCCCCAGUCAGCGAUGUGGAUAUGGGCAUCUACCAGCUGCAGCGCAGUGAGAAGCUGCUGGGAGAGCGGGUGGAGAAACUGGGCCUUGAUGCUGACAAGUGCAAAGAGGAAGCAAGGGCACUUCUCCGGGAAGGGAAGAAAUCACAGGCGCUGAGGUGUUUAAGGGGCUGCAAGAGGGUGGAAAAGAGAGCAGACGGCUUGUUUGCCAACCUGGAGUCCAUCAGAGGAAUCCUGGACAGAAUAGCCCAGUCGCAGACUGAUAAGACGGUUAUGCAAGCAUAUCAGGCCGGAGUGUCCGCCCUGAGACUCUGUCUGAAGGACGUGACUGUGGAACGUGCUGAGAGUCUUGUGGAUCAAAUACAGGAGUUAUGUGACACUCAAGAUGAGGUGAACCAAACUAUAUCCAGUGGCGUGACCAGCGCAGAUGAAGACAUGGAUGAGCUGGAGGAGGAACUGAAAUCUUUGUUGGACGAGUCAAAGCCGGAUUCCAUCUCAAGUUAUCCUGAAGUUCCAACAAACGGUCUGCGAAUCCCCGGGGAGCCGAGCCUCCGAGGUGCCGACCUGCUCAGUUCUCUGCCUGCGGUGCCUUACAGACGCUUGGAUAUCACCGAUGAGCAGCUGGAGGAAGAGUUAAACCACCUUACAGAUUCAGGCUUUCAACAGAAGAAAAUGACAUCGCCAGCCAAGAGAUUAGAGCCUGCACAGUGACGGCACAGGUUUAAAGCUCUACAUCAACAUAUCAAACUGUGUUUCUUAAACAUCCAAACAAGCCAGAAUUCAAAGAAGUACAAUAAAGUACUAAAGAACUACAUUAGCAAUUGCUACUUUAUUAUUGUAAGAGAUGUAAAAUCAAUGUUAUAAUAAAAACAAGGCACUUUCCUUCAUUAAUAAGAAAUGAGCAUGGAGGCAUGCCAAAAAGGAUUUUUAAAAUAUAUUUUUUUCUUUUCUAAAUUAAAAUGCUUUUCAACGUGAAAGAUCUGCUCUGCCAUCAGGAUCUCAAGUCAAAAGUGAACAUAUUUAUGGUUUAAAUUAUGCUCUUAAACGGCGAGACUAGUAAUGCAUUUGUAUUUUUUCUUGUAUUUUUGCCAAGUGUGAGAACAAGUGUAUUUGUUGUUUGUAGUGUGUGUUUAUUGAUAUCUUUAAAUGUCCUUUACUGACUGUCCUCUGAAGAGCAUCAAGUGGCCUUUUCAACUGUAAAUUUGAAAGUAAAGUGAAUAUUAUGCCAAAUGAUUUAAUCAAUAAGUUUGUUUAGUCUCACUGCAACAUACCUGUGAAGACUGAGACGCCUACCUUAAGUGAGUUUAACCAAAUAUGUUUCCCAAAAUAAAAUUUAUUUUAAUCA
Messenger RNA from Anarrhichthys ocellatus (wolf-eel), 2472 nucleotides. It is a transcript of the gene chmp7, whose product is annotated as charged multivesicular body protein 7. Gene Ontology annotation, cellular component: cytoplasmic side of plasma membrane; multivesicular body; ESCRT III complex. The transcript has 10 exons. Gene Ontology annotation, biological process: late endosome to vacuole transport via multivesicular body sorting pathway; vesicle budding from membrane. NCBI's taxonomy places the organism in Eukaryota, Metazoa, Chordata, Actinopteri, Perciformes, Anarhichadidae. The coding region runs from base 474 to 1838 and encodes 454 amino acids. The record is from RefSeq and is a predicted model, not a curated record.